UGAGUUGCUGGAAGCUACCCAAAAACGUCACAUCAACGUCAGAACACACCAACGAAGCAUCCCAAUCCAGAAUAAUCUCUUCAUUGCUACAAGCUGAAAAACAUGAAGAUUCAUCGAACGCAAAAUGUGUCUAAAAGAUGUAUGCCACAAACCAAUGAUGUAUUCAAAUUUCAAUUCAAUACUGUGUAGGUCCCACCCUCCCUAUGUCCCCUUACUAACUGGGGAGUAUGCCGCCCCGUAAUACGGCAUCCCUUUCUCUCUCCCUAACAACAAGACAAUCGGCCACGUUAAGCUAAAGCAAAUGAGCCUAAUAAAAAUUUUAUUUGAAAAAAAAAAAAAAAAGUCUUCCAGCCGGUUUGUGAAUUUUAAACGAGCAAACAUCGGAAUAAGUUUAUUUCUGGUGUGUGUUUGUGUAUGGCAAGGUAUAUUUAAAUUUCCAUGAUAAAAUUUAAAAUAGGUGUAAACUCUUUUUUAAUACUACGUGACUUGAUUUUGCCGCAGCUCAUUUCGUUCGUUUGUCUUCUGCGUUACUCUUUUUGGAUCUAGAUUUGGGAUGUACACUAAUUUUUCGAUAUAAAUAAAAGCAUUGCACAUUAUGAAUCGUAUAAAGCUUGUAUUACUUUUGAUAUGAGAAGUUCUGUACAGCGUGAAAGUAGUGAACAAUUAUCGAUAAGUUAAGUUUUAUUGUUAAACAAACUUUUAGUUUGGUUUUGGUCCAAGAAACAAUCAAUUUUUUUAAUAGUUUCUAUUCUUUUAUUGAGCUAACCAAUACACUGGUUUCCUCAGAUAGAUAUUAUAUGUUUACUAAGAAAGUCGGAAUGGGAAACGAAAUUCCACACCUUUCGAACACCUCUAGCGGUUUCCUUCAUCCUUAGAGCUCAGCAUGAUAUGACGAAGUGGCAACACCUGGGCUCAAGGUCGUCACAGCGGAUGCUGGCAAGGCUGGAAACAAAGAGAGUUCAUCAUUUAUGCAUUUUGUAUACACAAAUUGUAUCUACUUCACUGAUUUUGGAAAGCGAACAAUGUUUGCUCGUUGGACGGAUUUCUUCUUACGAACGUUCCAUGUCAUACUCGACACCAUGUCACCGCUUUCUUGACAUCGGAAAUUUCUCCCAGAGCUAUAACCUGACAAAUCCUGGUGACGGUUGACGUGUUGAUCUUUGGAACCCCUUCCCGCCAGACCAUUGGUUCAGCUUGUUAGCUUUCGUAGUCAAAUUUAGUUGAUGGAAUUUUAAAUGAGUUUUUAACCGAGUUCUUUCUGCCGCACACACACAAGCAUACAAGCUUAACAAACAGAAUGCUGAUGGAAAGUGCAGUAUUUUUGUUUUUGUUUCCAGAAUGUGCUACCAGUUAGUCUCGGUGAUAUAGUUUCCGUAUCUACUACAGUGUCGUGACCAAAAUGUUAAUUACGUUACCUACCCAAGUUAUGCAAAUAAAUAAAUAAAAGCUAUUUCCAUUCUCUUGUGCCCUCGCUUUGAUGUUGCUAAUAAAUAAAAACUGAGAUCCUAGAACAGAAUCCACUAUUUCGAAUAUUCAAUAUUCAAGCUAUUGGGAGAUUUUAUACUUUUUUUUAAAAAUUAUUUACUCGUUCUCAAAUUUUAAACUUUAAAGUGAGUGAAUUUGAAAUUGUACUUAUUUUAACGAGUUUAAUAUGGUUCGCCGAAACAGCAGCAACAUUUUAUAUUGUCAUUGAACACGUUUUUUGUAAAUAAAUCUGAUUCACUGUUAUUAAAUUUUCAUUCACAAGAAUAUAUCCAGAUUUACAGAAAUAGACAUUAGAAAAUUUGUAUAGACUAUGCUUUUACUUUAGCAAGAGCAUCUCAAAAGGUCGGUUUAAAGUGUUUUCAUUAUUAUUCGUAGAAACUGGUUCGAUAAAUGUUAAAAUCGAACCUAAUCCUUCAAAAGAAUAGCAACUUGAUACUGUGCAAGCCAAAAAAAUGGCAAGCCAAAAACUGGCGGAACGACCGAAAUUAGCUCUGUGCCUAACUCGUAUUACUGUUUUUGAGUUAGUUGAUUUUAACAACAAUAUUUCGAAAAUAACUAUUAAAUUAGUUAAAAUUGAGAAUUCACAUUGCUGAAAAAACUCUUAUUUUUAGAGAAUGUGUUUAGUUGGCGAAUAUCCUGGACACAAACCAGCAAUAUUUCAAUCCAACACGAAAUUCUCAUUGACAACUAGUUUUGUUAUUAAAAUCAGAAAAUUUGUUUCUAUUUAUCUAUCACCAUCAUUACUAAAGGACAGCACAAAAAAAACAAAAAUGAAAUUGAUUUUAUUAACAAGUUUAUUAGCCAAAAACUCAUGCAAAAAUGUCAUGUCAUGCAAACAAAAUGUCAAAGCAAAACAAUACAUUAAAAAGCUAAAAAGGACAGUCUUGUUAAAACUGCUUGCAAAUUGUUUUAAUGUAUAUAUAAAUUUCUAAACCGAUAUGUAGGAAUGUCGUAAACUCUUAGUGGAAAGUGUAUUUAAUCAGAAUAUGUGCACAUUUGAAGCGAUUGUGCAUAAUAAUAUUUUUACGCGGAACAGUGAAGUGAGUUGCGAAUGUUGCACUCUAAUUGUAUACAUCAAAUGAUGUUUUUUGUAUCUUCCAACCUUCCGGGCUACGCCGUCCGGUGUAUUUCUUGUAUUUCUUGUAAAAUAACGAACUAAAAUCAGAAAAACAACUAAUUUUUUCGCAAAAUUUCGGAUUUCGGUCUUUCCGUGUGCAUCAGGUCGUCCGAAUGAGGCUGUUGUUCCGGAAACCGCCUUAACACUGAUUCAUAAGAGUGUUUGGUCAUGAUUAAACGUAAAAAUCGGAAUUUGUGCGUUACAAAGGACGAAACAUGGAUUCAUCAUUAUACGCCUAAGUCAAUUCGAUGGCCUCUGCAUUUUGGGAUGCUAUUGAUGCAUUGAGAGUAAAAUAGGUAAUAGUGAAUAUUUAACAGAAUUAUUGAAUCGAUUAAAAGUCGCAAUUAAGAUAAAACGACCCGGAAUGAAAAAGAAAAAAAGGCUUUUCCAUCAGGAUAAUGCAUCAUGUGCGGCGACGGGUAUAGUGUGAUGGGUAAGUCGAUGCCUUUCACGCAGCCCGCCUGGGUUCGAUUCCCAACCCCGCACAUAGGGUCAUAAAGUUUUUCUGGCCCGAAGAGGCGAAUGACCUUAAGGUUAAAACCUCUAUAAUCGAAACAAAAAAAAUGCAUCAUGUCACAAGUCGAUCGUUACGACGGCUGAAUUCAAUGAAAUGCAAUUCGACUUGCUAUCGCAUGCAGUCACGUACCCAGAGGGAGGGCCGGAGUGGCCCUGGCUCCUCCCGAAAUUAAAAACAGAUAUAUAAUUAUUCAGAAGGUCUCAAACAUGUGUUACAGAAAUAAAAAGACAGUAAGCGUAAAGAAAUGUAAUACAAUAAAAGUUCCUGUGGAAAAGUUUAAAGUGCCUGUUAAAAACACCGCACACCGAGAAUUAGGUACAUCAGCAAUCUGCAGUAACAUUUUUGGGCCCCUCUCGAAACGAAAUCCUGGGUACGGGCCUGACCGCAUCAACCAUAUUCGCCUGAUUUAAAGAAGUUAGAUCGAUUUCCUUAUGAACGCCCCCAUAGUGGAAUGUAGCAACCGUCUCAGUCUCUCUUUGCUCUAUAAUAUUUGUUAUCUUUUUCGUCUUUUUCCGACGAUAAAUGUUGAAGAAUUCAUUGAAGCUGACUGGUCUUUUAAAAGUAUCACCUUACAAUUACCUUAACCUUAGUUAAAGAGCAACCUUUUAUUGUCCGGAAUGGAACAAUGCGAAGUAGCCCUAAGACCCUAAAACUAAGGAAAUUAAAUAGGACCGCCUAGAUAAAACUCUCAAGUGUACCCGUAUGUUCUCCAGGAAAAAAAGAAAAUACUUUCCCGGCUUUACUGGCCGGAGCAGUGCUGUAAAACUUCAUUCAAUUUAAUUGAAAUCGAAUGUGUACAAACACUGGCGAGCACUCUACAGCAGUAAACUUCACAUUCUAACACACCGUCCUUCAUUCGUGUGUCUUUCUACCGAAGCUAGGUUGAACCACCGACAGUUUAUCUCUUGAAGUAACAAAAUAUCUCACAAUUGAAUGAAACAUUCGAAUUGGUUCAGGAUAUUGGAUGAAAGGUAACGUCAUGAUAACUGAAAUAUCAAAAUAAACAUAAAUAAAUUUUUCCCUAUUUCAGUUUUCAUUUUCAAUAUUUCGAAACACAUCUCAAUACAUUUCAAACAGUCGAGAUUAUCGAUUUCAACUUGCUGGUGAUAAUUGAAAACUCAAAUGAGAACCACCACCCUCUAUUUAUCGUUAUGGUCGGAGAGAGUUUUUUUUUAUUUUGUCGAGUUGAUGUUUAUGCCUAUUCAUUCGCACUUGCUCACUAUCCACAGUGAAGACAAUGGUACAGAUAGACUACUUGACACUACAAACUGAGUAAGCAAAACUUCAAGUACGGUUAUUCAAUUGACGAUGAAUUCUGGUAGCUUCGGCAACAAAAGUAAAAUGAAUGAAAAGGGAUGUGCUGACAGUCAACGGCAAUCAGUUUCAUUUUCAUCUAAUAACAUUCGAUUGAAAUGAAGUUAUAACGCAUUGGUCCGGAGUAUGUUUUACGGUGAUAUUUAUGGCAAUUUCUUUGUCAGUAGGAAAAAGGCGAGUGGGUAAUGUCAGAGACAUAACUGGAUGUCGUGAAUACGAAAACAACUGACAUGUUCCUUAACACUUCCGAAUAUCAAUUAGAUGAUCAAUUGUAUAAAUUAUGCAGGCACAUUUUUUUAAAUUUUUCGCAAAAACAAAGAAGGUUUCACUUGAUCUCGAUUACUGUGAAUUUCACACAGCGAAAAGUGCACAAAUCUAAUCAAACUCUUCUAGAUUUUCACUAAACUGAGGCUAUUUACCUUGGAUUUGCGAAGAAGAAAUCCUAAUAGUUCUUUAGAAAAAUUUUAGAGCCAUUAGAACGGCUGAUUUUGUGUGAUGCUCUCCACCGUUGUCCCCUUUCCAUUGUUUUUUCACCAAUGCAUACGACUAGCAGCUGUGACGUAAGCUCUCUUGUCGGAAGCGAAAUUAGCUUUGCAAACGACACAAAAUACAUCUGCUCGCAGUGGCGAUAGAAUCCAAACUGAUCCAAUUUUUGUUAAGAGAUGUUAGAUUUUUCACUAAUGGGCGGUUCUAACGGCUAUAAAAUACAGCAUAUAGAAUUUUAAUGUCGAUUAUUUCAUUUCGGAUUUGCAUUUCAUUGAAAGAAACUAUCAGGAUUCUGAACGGGAUUCAUUCCUGCCUUCGGAACAUUUUCUCGAACGAUUUGUUGUACAGCAGCAGAUAUUUUGUUCUCUUCCUCAAAACGCGUUCUGAUUGGCUGGUGGGUUAAAUCAAACAGGUUUUUCAAUAAUUUACUAUUGAAAAAUGUCAUUGUUGUUGCAAUACACCUUCAAGUUGAAAAUUCUAUUGGUAGUUAGAUUAUAUAAAUCCUUCCACAGAUCACUGAGCUAUGAGCUUUAAAAAUACGAGAAUGGCAAACGCGUCUAAUGAAUUAUCCUCUUUGAUACUCGUUUAUACCAAACAAUUCAGAAAAGUUUGAUUUUGAAUUAUUUGAGAUUAUCUCACACAACUGAAAAUUUCAUCAUAAAAUGGUGAUCAUAUUUCCGAUGGCAUGUAGCAAAAAUUAUGUUGAUUCGUUAGAUACAACAAGAGAUAUUCACGAUCAAAAACUUAUCACUCUCUCAGAGGGUAAAUUUUGAAAACGCGCCCCAUAGUAAAGUAAGUCAUAUUUACGACAAAUUUACGAGUUUGAGCCCCGUCUCUUCGGUGACAUUUUCGCAAAUUUUCUUGCUGUUACAUUCGUUAGUUUUUUUCCAAUCUGUUUAUCUCGUAAGAUAUUAAAAACAAUUUUAUAUAACGUGUUCUAACUCUGUACUGUGAGCAUAGUAUUAAACAUAUUUUCACAAUCGACUGUUCUGAACUUAUUAUAAAAAUAUUAGUAGUAGACUGUGAUCCAGGAAUGCGCGAAACUUUUCUUUCAUGCAUGUGUCGAAAAAUACAGUAGUGUCAUAUUGCAUUACAAAAUAAUAGAUGUUCAGAUCAAGUUUUGAAAACAUCAGUAAGUUGCCAUUUGCCUAUUGAGGCGCUAAUUUUAGAGAGCUACUUGCGUUCGAACUUUCAUAAUAACUGGAAUGCUUUAUACUGAAUUGAAAGCUCGGUAAACUGGAAUAUCUUAAACCAUUUUUGAAAGAAAAAAUUCAGUUCCCUUAAAUUUAACUAUGAAUUUUCAUAGUGGAAUUAAAGGGAACUUAUUUUUUUCAAAAGGUUUAGUUUCAUUCCACUAAUCGCUCAAUCUCCAAAAAUUUGAAAUAUCUUAAUUUUAUAUCAAAACAAUCUACACAGGCCGCCAAUAGUCAUAUUUGGAAGUUUUAAAGAUAGCUAAUCCUAUAGCUGAGCUGAGCUGAAGUAGAUCGCCCGUGGUUGCACUUCGUGAUUGACAGAAUGAGUGGAAAUGUACAUACCAAGAAAAUAAAGAUUGGGAGAAGCAAAUCAUUUUCACUGUAUAUACCCACUCACUCACUGUUCAAGCAGUUAAAUGUUGGUUUUAAUUGCCUAUGUUUGGUGAGGGAUUGCAAAAUGACACCCAAAAAUAAUAAAUCAAAAUAAAAUCCCAGACAAACUAGUUAUGUAUUCGAAACUAAUUUUCAGAAUAACUGAAAGUUAUAACAUAGGAUUUUUUCUGCUGUGUAUUUUUCAAUGUUAUUUGUUUCCCAGAAGAGAUUACAAGAGUAAAACGAAAACGUUGCUUACAAAUAUUGAACCAAAAUCUCAACUCCUCCUAAAACAAUUUCGUGUUUUAAUUUUACACUGCUUCUUGAUGGGAAAAAUACUGUUCAAGCAAAGCAAUGACUUGAAAAAAGUGUUAUGGAGACUCCGCUUCAUCAGAAACAACAAUAAAACGUUGAUUUGUUGACUUCAAACGUGAUCGUAGGGACAGAGUUAGCUGACAUCGUAAAGAUAUCAAAAGCACGUGUUGGCUAUAUAUUGCAUGAGCAUUUGGCUUUGAGAAAGUUCUGCUCAAAGUGUUUGCCGCGUUCGCUCACUGUUGACAAAAACCGAGAACGUGUUGAAGAUUCUGAGCAGUGUUUGGCUAUGUUUAAACGUAACAAACCGGAAUUUUUGCGUCGAUAUGUGACAAUGGAUGAAACAUGUAUUCAUCACUUCACUCCGGAAUCAAAACGAUCGCCAUCUGAGAGGACAUCAACUAGAGAACUUCGCCCAAUGCGCCCGAAAGCACAACAAUCGGCUGGAAAGGUUAUGGAAAAGGUAUUUUUGGGUGUGCGUGGUGUAAUAUUUAUCGACUAUCUUGAGAAAGGAAAUACUAUUGACAGUGAAACUAAACAGACACAUACAAACGUAACGUAACAAAUAUUCAAGAAGACAGAAGGUAUUUGUCGGGUUAUUUGUCACUGAAGACAGCGCAAAUUUUUAUACACUACAGAUAUCUCAUUUAAAAAAUUAAAACAAUAAUUAAAUCAGAAUGUCCUUAUGAGUUGUUUGCGUGGGAUCUCGAUCCAGCUGCUAUUAGAGUAAAAUAUCAAUAGCCCUGAUUUUCGCUUAUGCGCCAAACUCUGCAGAUCGAAACCGGAUGUAGCGAGAUUUUAUUGAAGGAUUAGAAUUCUUAUGGGUGGAAUCUUGUAGUCGGUAAAGGGUGUCUUUUUCAAUGGGACCUAAAUUUGGAGGAAUCGGUUCUGCCAUCUCCGAUAAGCUGAAGUGAUGAACAGAAAAUACAUGCGAGAGUUGCGAUCAUGGCACUCUUAGUCGAUACAAAUACAAAUCUGAUCCUAAAUAGUGAUAUUCCGAUGAGUGUAAAAGCCAUGUUUGCUACCUUCUGUGUUUUUGUUGUUUACUUUGCAGUCAUGAACUGCAACGUUGUUGUCCUACUUCAAUGAGAGAGUGCUUCCGUAAGACACAUAAACACACAUAUUGCAUGGCAAUUCAGAAUUAUUCACAUAACUGAGAUUUUGAUUGCAUUUUUCUCGCAUGUCAAUUCUAUACUGAACAUAUUCUGAUUUAGCAAGCUAGAUCUUGUAAAGGUUGGUUAUGAGUUGGCUUGUUGAAGACAUAAACAACCUCCAUAAAGAUCACAUCGCUGUUAUGGAUCCAUUUCAUAUUUGUACAUGGAACGUUAUUUAUGGAUCAUCCAUUUGAUAACGGACUGCGUGUUGUAUAAAAAGAACAAUUCACCAUGGCGCAUGUGGAGUUGAUUAAGGAUUGCAGCGGGUAUAAUUGUUUCACAGUUUUCGUUUUAUUCAUCGCCGUUGAAAAUGAAGUUUUUGCUGAUCACCCUUCUUGGGAUAAUUAUCUUGCCUAGAUCGAUCGCUAGUUAUCGAAUAAACUGGAGACACAAAGGAGUCUUCCAUAAAGGCUGGCAUCCUCAUGGUUAUCAAAGACCUCUCGACAAGCAUCACUGGCGAUCUUUUCUACCAACGCUACAUAUUGAAGUUUACGAGCCGAAAGGGUUGAAGUUAUCGAUGAUUCGGAAAAGUCAAAAUACAACAUUCUUCGGAGUGGAAUUGUACAUCAAUAAAGAUCCGCGAGUCAGUGGGAGUCAGUGUGACGUGUGUCACAAUACUACUACUGUGAACUAUGGAAAGUUUGUCAUCGAGGACGAAAACGUCGUGAUCAAACAGGGGGACCAACUUAACUAUGUUGUGUUGAUUGGCAACAGUUCCAAAUAUUCCCGACAGUCCAUUAAAAAGGUGAUUGUGACAAGCUCAAUGAUUAAGAAAUGUAACUGUGAGACUACUACUAGAGUGCUAGAAUCCGAUGUUAGUCGAAACGAUUUAAUCAGACCGCCUGAACGUUUACUGAAAAAACACCAAAGACUUCCAAGUGAAGGGAGUAACGUGAUGAGUCACACCAGUGAGAUGACAAUGAAAUUGAAGAAAUGAUAAUAGGGGAAUUCCUUAGAGUGUUUGUGCGUAAUGGGUAGAGCAUUCAUUCGAAAAUGUAAACUCAUAAUACCGGAAUCAAACAUUCCUCAGGCAGAUUGCAUUAGGCGAUCAACCAACCCUACUUGGCAUGUUCGCAGAUGCUUUUGAUCAGAUCUCAGCAAAACUUCGUUUGCUGAUUGCAGUGCACUGAAAAGAAAAUAAAUCAAAUUGAUUUAUUUUUUUGUUACUUUUAAAAUACAUACCAAAAUUUGAAAAUAAACAAACUAUUUGAUUUUAAACUAUGCGAAGUCGUAUACGUGUUUAGGACGGUCGAUGAAGAACUGAAACUUUAAUUUGACUAUUUUAUUCUCAUGUAAUUCGCUUAUGUUUUGUCAAUAUAAUGUGUGUAGAUCAUUCGAUGGUGUCUUUUUUUGAGUGCACCAUCAAAUGGGAAUACCGAAAAACAUUGAUAAUGUGUGUUAUUCAAUAAUCAACUGCAAAUAUAUAGCGUGCCAGAGCGUGGCGCAGUUAUUCAUCGAUUGGAUUCGACAGUGAUCAGUUGUGUGUUGUUCAGGAUGAAAUCUAGUUUGUUUGUAAUAUUGGUGAGUGUUGCUACCAUUAAUUUGGUGACCUGCCAACACCAUCACCAUCACGAUCAUCAGCAUGAUCAUUCUCCUCAUCAUCAACAUCAUCAUCAUCAUCAUCACCUCCACCAACCGGACGGAUAUUAUCAAAGGCAUCAUCAUGGAUGGCCGUCGCAUGACCAUCAUCACAGGCACCAUGGUGGGCAUAAUUGGCCCCGCAAUCUGAACUUCGAGAUCCGCGAGCCAAAGGGAUUGGAGGUGUCGAGAAUUCAAAUGGGACCAAGCGAAACAUUUUUUGGAAUCGAAUUGUACGUCAACCAAGAUCCCAGAGAAAAUGGAACCCGGUGUGAUGUUUGCCACAAUACAACUGAUGUGACGUACAAAAAGUUCAUCAUUGAAGAUGAGGACGUUAUAAUCAAGAAAGGAGAUUUACUAAGCUAUUACGUUCUGUUAGGCAACGAAUCGAACGUUAUUCGUCAUCAAAUUCAUAAGCUGUGGGUAACCGAUUCCAUCAUCAAUAGAUGCAAUUGCGAAGGAGCUGUCGAAACCCCGGACAUCGAUGUUCGUAUCAAGCAUUCAGAGAAACCUUUUCAUCGACCUAGUUUCGGUAACCCUUCGGGCGUACCCUAUCCAACCUCAACAACUGAAGCGUCUACUCACCUUCCGAGAAUUGAAGUAACAACAGAAGAUCAUUUCGAGUUCGAAGAAAUAGAAAAAGCCCACAAAAAUGACAUGUCUUCAUCUGAGGAAACUCGUUUCGAAUGUGAUCUAGAUCCAGAAUCGAAUCUGUGCCGAUCUUCGAAAGGAGCGGCCAAAAAAACUACUCAAACAUCUCCGGAUCUUCAGCAGGAGGUGCAAACUCUUAAUGGGAUUAUCAACCAAAUGAAAGACGCUUGCACUGCUAGAAAAAGUACCAACAAACUAUUGCUGAAGCAAGCUCCUGCUCAAGUUAGCGGUAUCGAACAGCUGACAGAUUUUGUUCGAUCAGCUUUGGCAGUUUGUCCGGAGCUUCAGGAUCUGGGGAAAGGAAUUCAUCGAGUGAUGCCUGCUGGUCCUGCCAUUGGACGGGGAGUGAUAUUCGAGUUAAGCGAUUAUGUGGACAAACAGAAGGUGCUGUACUAUGCAAGAUUGAACAAAUUGAAUCAGGUUGUCGAUUAUGACGUUGCCAGUAAGAGUUACUAGAAGUUCCAGUCUAUCAUCGUGAACGUUAAGUUCAAAUUGUUAUUAUCGAUUGAGGGCAGAUACUGAGAAAAAUUGUAAUAAAAAUCCGUGGUUUGUUUUCUGUUAUUCAACUUUAAGUUAUAAACUUAGUCUUUUAAGAAAAAAAUAUUUGACAAAGCGCAUUUCUCUCUGUCUUCACAAUUAUGAAAUUAUUAUUAAAAUAUAUCGUUUAAUUUU
This is a messenger RNA of Malaya genurostris, 10851 nucleotides long. RefSeq lists its product as uncharacterized. The transcript is spliced from 3 exons. Gene Ontology annotation, molecular function: carbohydrate binding. The record is from RefSeq and is a predicted model, not a curated record. Lineage: Eukaryota; Metazoa; Arthropoda; Insecta; Diptera; Culicidae. The coding region runs from base 9445 to 10635 and encodes 396 amino acids.